Microcebus murinus (gray mouse lemur) is the source of this 4695-nucleotide messenger RNA. The record is from RefSeq and is a predicted model, not a curated record. NCBI's taxonomy places the organism in Eukaryota, Metazoa, Chordata, Mammalia, Primates, Cheirogaleidae.
CCCGGCGCCGCGCUGGAGACGCCCGUGGGCUUCACGUGGAUCCCGCUGCUCCAGCACGGCCGCCUGCGCACCGGCCCCUUCUGCCUCCCCGUGUCCGUGGACCAGCCGCCGCCCAGCUACUCCGUGCUCACCCCGGACGUGGCACUGCCGGGCAUGCGCUGGGUGGACGGGCACAAGGGUGUGUUCAGCGUGGAGCUCACUGCGGUGUCCUCCGUGCACCCCCAGGACCUGCACCUGGAUAAGUUCUUCACGCUGGUGCACGUCCUGGAGGAGGGGACCUUCCCGUUCCGGCUCAAGGACACCGUGCUCAGCGAGGGCACCGUGGAGCAGGAGCUGAGGGCCAGCCUGGCGUCCCUGCGCCUGGCCAGCCCCGAGCCCCUCGUGGCCUUCUCCCACCACGUCCUGGACAAGCUCGUGCGUCUGGUUGUGCGGCCCCCGAUCAUCGGCGGCCAGAUUGUGAACCUGGGCCGUGGGGCCUUUGAAGCGAUGGCCCACGUAGUCAGCCUCGUCCACCGGAGCCUGGAGACCGCCCAGGACACGCGUGGUCACUGCCCGCAGCUCGCAGCCUACGUCCACUAUGCCUUUCGCCUGCCUGGCACUGAGCCCGGCCUCCCAGGUGGGGCCCCUCCGGUGACAGUGCAGGCUGCCACCCUGGCCCGUGGCUCCGGUCGCCCCGCAAGCCUCUACCUGGCCCGUUCCAAGAGCAUCAGCAGCAGCAACCCCGACCUGGCCGUGGCCCCCGGCUCCGUGGACGAUGAGGUUUCCCGCAUCCUGGCCAGCAAGGGCAUCGACCGCUCGCACUCCUGGGUGAAUUCCGCUUACGCUCCGGGAGGCAGCAAGGCUGUGCUGCGGCGGGCGCUCCCCUAUUGCGGGGCCGACCCCAGACAGGCCACCGACCGCAACUCUGGCCGAGCCUCCUCCUACCUCGAGGGCUCCUCCUCGGCCCUGCCAGCCACCCAGCCGAGACCCACUAUGCAGAAGCUGCUGCACGAGGAGCUGGCGCUGCAGUGGGUGGUCAGCAGCAGCGCCGUGCGCGAGGCUGUCCUGCAGCACGCCUGGUUCUUCUUCCAGCUCAUGGUGAAGAGUAUGGCGCUGCACCUGCUUCUCGGCCAGCGGCUGGACACGCCCCGCAAGCUGCGCUUCCCUGGGCGCUUCUUGGAUGACAUUGCAGCCUUGGUAGGCUCUGUGGGCCUGGAGGUCACCACCCGUGUCCACAAGGAUGUGGAGCUGGCCGAGCGCCUCAACGCCAGCCUGGCCUUCUUCCUCAGCGACCUGCUGUCCCUGGCUGACCGCGGCUUCGUCUUCAGCCUGGUCCGGGCCCACUACAAGCAGGUGGCCACGCGGCUCCAGUCGUCCCCCAACCCGGCGGCGCUCCUGACCCUGCGCAUGGAGUUCACCCGCAUCCUGUGCAGCCACGAGCACUACGUGACCCUCAACCUCCCCUGCUGCCCGCUGUCGCCCCCGGCCUCGCCCUCCCCCUCCGUCUCCUCCACCACCUCCCAGAGCUCCACCUUCUCCAGCCAGGCCCCGGACCCCAAGGUGACCAGCAUGUUCGAGCUGAGCGGGCCCUUCCGGCAGCAGCACUUCCUGGCGGGGCUCCUGCUGACGGAGCUGGCGCUGGCCCUGGAUCCCGAAGCUGAGGGGGCAUCCGUGCUGCACAAGAAGGCCAUCAGCGCCGUGCACAGCCUGCUCUGCAGUCACGACACUGACUCCCGCUACGCCGAGGCCGCCGUGAAGGCUCGCGUGGCCGAGCUGUACCUGCCGCUGCUGUCAAUCGCUCGGGACACGCUGCCACGGCUGCAUGACUUUGCCGAGGGCCCAGGCCAGCGGUCACGGCUGGCCUCGAUGCUCGACUCAGACAUAGACGGUGAAGGGGACUUUGGAGCUACCAUCAACCCCUCCGUGGCCAUGGCCAUCGCUGGCGGCCCCCUGGCCCCCGGGUCCCGGGCCAGCAUCUCCCAGGGGCCCCCCACGACCUCUCGCUCGGGCUGUCCGCUGUCGGCGGAGGCCAGCCGGACGCUGCUGGCGUGCGUGCUGUGGGUGCUGAGGAGCGCGGAGCCCGCCCUGCUGCAGCGCUGGGCCGCCGACCUGGCGCUCCCGCAGCUCGGCCGCCUCCUGGACUUGCUGUACCUCUGCCUGGCCGCCUUCGAGUACAAGGGGAAAAAGGCCUUUGAGCGCAUCAACAGCCUCACGUUCAAGAAGUCGCUGGACAUGAAGGCGCGGCUCGAGGAGGCCAUCCUGGGCACCAUCGGGGCCCGGCAGGACAUGGUCCGGCGGAGUCGCGAGCGGAGCCCCUUUGGGCCCCAGGAGAACGUGCGCUGGCGGAAGAGCGUCACCCACUGGAGACAGACCUCGGACCGCGUGGACAAGACCAAGGAUGAAGUGGAACACGAGGCUUUGGUGGAGGGGAACCUGGCAACCGAGGCGAGCCUGGUGGUUCUAGACACACUGGAGAUCAUCGUGCAGACGGUAAUGCUGUCGGAGGCCCGGGAGAGCGUCUUGGGUGCGGUGCUGAAGGUCGUGUUGUACAGUCUGGGCACUGCCCAGAGCGCCCUCUUCUUGCAGCACGGCCUGGCCACCCAGCGGGCCCUGGUGUCCAAGUUCCCAGAGCUGCUGUUCGAGGAGGACACGGAGCUGUGCGCAGACCUGUGCCUGCGGCUCCUGCGGCACUGCGGCAGCCGCGUCGGCGCCAUCCGCACGCACGCCAGCGCCUCGCUCUACCUGCUCAUGCGCCAGAACUUCGAGAUCGGCCACAACUUCGCCCGAGUGAAGAUGCAGGUGACCAUGUCACUUUCGUCCCUGGUGGGCACGGCGCAGAACUUCAGCGAGGAGCACCUGCGCCGGUCACUCAAAACCAUCCUCACCUACGCCGAGGAGGACGUGGGCCUGCGGGACAGCACCUUCGCCGAGCAGGUGCAGGACCUGAUGUUCAACCUGCACAUGAUCCUGACCGACACGGUGAAGAUGAAGGAGCACCAGGAGGACCCCGAGAUGCUCAUAGACCUCAUGUACAGGAUCGCGCGGGGCUACCAGGGCUCCCCGGACCUGCGGCUCACGUGGCUGCAGAACAUGGCGGGCAAGCACGCGGAGCUGGGCAACCACGCCGAGGCCGCGCAGUGCAUGGUGCACGCCGCCGCCCUGGUGGCCGAGUACCUGGCCCUGCUCGAGGACCGCCGCCACCUGCCCGUGGGCUGCGUGUCCUUCCAGAACAUCUCGUCCAAUGUGCUGGAGGAGUCUGCCAUCUCCGAUGACAUCCUGUCACCGGACGAGGAGGGCUUCUGCUCGGGGAAGCACUUCACGGAGCUGGGGCUGGUGGGCUUGCUGGAGCAGGCGGCCGCCUACUUCACCAUGGGCGGGCUCUAUGAAGCAGUGAAUGAGGUCUACAAGAACCUCAUCCCCAUCCUGGAAGCCCACCGGGAUUACAAGAAGCUGGCCGCCGUGCACGGCAAACUGCAGGAAGCCUUCACCAAGAUCAUGCACCAGAGCUCUGGCUGGGAGCGCAUGUUCGGGACCUAUUUCCGCGUGGGCUUCUACGGCGCCCGCUUCGGCGACCUGGACGAGCAGGAGUUCGUGUACAAAGAGCCGUCCAUCACCAAGCUGGCGGAGAUCUCGCACCGGCUGGAGGAGUUCUACACAGAGAGGUUCGGGGACGACGUGGUGGAGAUCAUCAAGGACUCUAACCCCGUGGACAAGUCCAAGCUCGACCCCCAGAAGGCCUACAUCCAGAUCACCUACGUGGAGCCGUACUUCGACACCUACGAGCUCAAGGACCGCGUGACCUACUUCGACCGCAACUACGGGCUGCGCACCUUCCUGUUCUGCACGCCCUUCACGCCCGACGGGCGCGCGCACGGCGAGCUGCACGAGCAGCACAAGCGCAAGACGCUGCUCAGCACCGACCACGCCUUCCCCUACAUCAAGACGCGCAUCCGCGUGUGCCACCGCGAGGAGACAGUGUUGACGCCUGUCGAAGUGGCCAUCGAGGACAUGCAGAAGAAGACACGAGAGCUGGCCUUUGCCACCGAGCAGGACCCGCCCGACGCCAAGAUGCUGCAGAUGGUGCUGCAGGGCUCCGUGGGGCCCACCGUGAACCAGGGUCCCCUGGAGGUGGCCCAGGUGUUUCUGGCAGAGAUCCCGGAAGACCCCAAACUCUUCCGGCAUCACAACAAACUGCGGCUGUGCUUCAAGGACUUCUGCAAGAGGUCCCUCUGCAUGCCUCGCCCCACCUUCUGGACGCCCCCACGCCCCAUCUUGCUCUCUCCCCCCGCGCCUCCGCGCCGCAGGUGUGAAGACGCGCUGCGCAAGAACAAGGCCCUGAUCGGGCAGGACCAGCGCGAGUACCACCGCGAGCUGGAGCGCAACCACUGCCGCCUGCGCGAGGCCCUGCAGCCCCUGCUCGCCCAGCGCCUGCCCCCGCUGCUGGCGCCGGCCCCGGCCAGCCUCAGGAACUCUUUGAACAGAGCAAGUUUCCGGAAGGCAGACCUCUGAGCCGGCUGGGCCUGAAGCCACACUCGGGGGCCCAGCGCCCAUGCCUCAGCUGCCUGUGCCUUGCUGGGACUCUCCCCCACUGCCCGCUCGGCCGUGGGGUGGCCGCAGUGUGCUCGGGGCUGGGCCCUCUGUCCCUCUAUCUGUUCCCGUCUGUGUGCACUGAUACUCCCCCUCCCAUUGUUAAUUUAAAAUGGUUUUUAUAAGCAA